Molecule: messenger RNA, 4237 nt
Organism: Clarias gariepinus (North African catfish)
Lineage: Eukaryota; Metazoa; Chordata; Actinopteri; Siluriformes; Clariidae
Gene: bub1
Product: BUB1 mitotic checkpoint serine/threonine kinase
Exons: 25
Coding region: 156-4064 (1302 amino acids)
Biological process (GO): mitotic spindle assembly checkpoint signaling; meiotic sister chromatid cohesion, centromeric; protein phosphorylation
Molecular function (GO): protein kinase activity; ATP binding
Source: RefSeq, a predicted model, not a curated record
GUGUCGUUUCUUCCCCUUCCUGAGGUAAAAACGGAAGAAAAGAAAGAAAACAGUGCGGGAUGAGAGGAGCAGGAUGUUAGCAUCGAUUAGCCAAACCUAAUAAAUACAGAGUGUUUAGAAGUUUCUGAGGGAUUUGAAGGAGAACAGGAAGCAGAAUGGACGUGCAGUUCUAUCUACAGAGGUUUGAGUCCGGGAUGAGCAGCUACACUGGAGAUGAUCCUCUGGACUCCUGGGAUAAGUUUGUGGACUUCCUGGACUCCAGACUUCCCCCUGAGGAGAGGAGUAAGGUGUGUAUGGUGCUGGAGCGCCUGGUGCAGACCUUCCUGCAGGACAAACGCUACCACAACGACCUCCGCUUCAUCAACCACUGCAUCCGCUGUGCCAGUUACCAGCCGGACCCGGUGCGAGUGUACGGUCAGGUGCACGGGUGCGGUGUGGGGACGCGGUCGGCCGCUCUGUACAUCGGCUGGGCUCAGCAGUGUGAGGGGCGGAGUCUAAUCCUGCAGGCCGAGCAGGUCUAUCAGAGAGCGCUGGAGAACCGCGCGGAACCUCACGACACCCUGCAGACCCAAUACAGGUUGUUCCAGAGCAGGACAGGACGGCCUCAGACGUCUCCCUCAGAAGCAGUCAGCACUGCUCUACAGGAUUCCCAGCUGGUCAAUCAGCAGCUCCGUCAGAGAGACAGCGUACAGCCUCACUGUAAGGAUGUGGCAACCUCACAGGUUCUUCCAGGCAAAACCAUCCACAUUAUCUCGCGCUCAGAGAACCGUCCUCGGCCCGGCGGCGGCGGCGGCGGUGCGACUCAGUGUGUGUCCAUGUACUGUGUGGGCGAGCUGGUGUGUGAGGGGGCGGAGCUGAGCUUCGAGGAGCUGAGGGCACGACACCACUUCAACAAACUCAGACAGCAGGAGCUGCAGAGGCAGCAAGAGGAGGUGAGGAGGAGAUAUGAGGAGGAGGAGCAGGACGUGGUGAGGAUGAAGAGGCUGUUAGAGGAGCUGAACAGCAAACUGACUGAUGAGCCACAGGUUCUCACAGGGCCACGCCUUAUCCAGACCACCGACCAAUCAGGAGCCGUGGGCGGGCCGUGUGUGUCCGAGGCGUCUCUCACACACCACACAGACACCGCAUUUACUCAGAGACUGCAACACACACACACACACAGUCCCGUACACCAGAGUGUGUGUGUGAGUCGAGAGGAGGCGCUCGGUGUCAGGGCCGAGUGUACGGGUCACACUCAACAACCGGAACCUCUCGAGUGUGACGCAGACGCUCAGGAAGAAGCUGAAACACACGUGAACGCAGACGUGUCUCACGGUGGCUUUAAUCACUCUCACGUCACCCCCAACACGUCCCUGGGUCUCCUCUCAGCCACGCCUUCACGUGCACUUCCCUCUCCCACCGUCAACACCAGGGAGGCCCUGGAUCUGAUCGGGAACAUGUUCCAGGGGCCGACUCUGUUCCAGGACUCGGUGUUCGACACCACACACGUCAGCACUGCUCCAGAGGAGGACAGCUUCGAGAGGAGCUGCAGGGUCACCGGUUGUGCACCCCCCUCGGUGAAGGCUCCCCCCUCAGCACCAUUCAUGAUUUAUCAGGACGAAAACAACGAGAAGAAAAGCCUGGACCCGGACGUGAAGCCCCAGUCUGCAGCGGUCCGUGCGCUGAUGGAGAUCCCGGUCUCUAAAGCCAACGUCACACCCCUGGGGGCGGAGUCUCUUACUGAUGAAAGCACGAUGUGGGGUCCUGGACACGCCCCCAUGGCCCCCCUCCCCAAUCACACGCAGGACUUCGCUCUCUUCUCCCACCUGGUGUCCACUCCGCUCGCCCCCGUUACACCCUGCUGCAGGGACACACACCACCACAGCCAAGCGGAGGGCGGAGCCGACGAGAACCCGUAUCAGCGCCAGCCCGCCAAACUCAGCCCCAUCCUGGAGCAGAGCCCCCUGGAGGAGAAGCAGCGCGGCGGCGGCGGUGGCGAGUGCACCCUCACCGCUCAGGGGACCAUCGUGGGCGAGUGCGUCAGUCUGCAGGGACACGCCCACUCUCUGACGCAGCACAGUCAGAACCACAGCGCCAUCGGCAGGCAGGCGUUAGCGCCGCUCUGUGGGUCGGCUCCGCCCCCCUUUUCCGACCGGGGCGCGUCAUCCGGCGAGGAUCUCGACGCCUGGCACAAACCCAGCUGGAGCGUCUACCAGAGUCCACACGCGGAGACGGGAGGGAGACACAGUGAGCGCGAGACAGAGAGAGACCAGGUCAGCUCGUACCUGAGCGUCCUGCCGCCUGACUCCACCCACAUGCCCCGGGUCAGCCUGAGCGGCAGAACCUCCUCCGGGUCCGACGGCACCCGGUCCGUCUCACUCGCUCGGAGCUCUGUCGCACCACACGCACCCGCCUCGAACCCAGACCUUACCUCCAGCAGGCUCCGCCCCUUCGGAGAGCUCGAACCCGAGACCUCCAGCAGCCUGAACGUCUUCCGCGAGGCGGAGGUUGACUCCGCCCACUCGCCGCUGUCGGACCCAGAAGAAGCGGAUCUCCUCCUUCCUGAAAGGUCCUUCAACAUGACCAGGUCUGUAAGUCUGAUGUUGGAGAACCUACGAGUCCAGCAGCGCAAAUCCCUCACGGUUCCGCGAAGCCCGGGUCGGGAAGCUCCCAUGAGUCCGGAACCGGCCCCGGGGUUCGGCUGGCUCCGGGUGGAGAGUCCAGUCCGGCCUACCGAACCCGACCUGGACGUGAUGGCGGAGUCGCCGCGUCUGACCUCCGGACCUGGCUGGACCGUGUACUCGGACCGGCACUCGUCCUCGGUUCCGGAGCGGGACGUUCCCAUGAGUCCUGCUCCAGAACCGGGCCUGAACUGGAUCUGCUCAGAGAGCCCCGUGUGGGGGAGGGAGGCGGACCUGGACGUGAUGAUGUCGCCACCGCAGAAGAGUACAGGGGGGAGGGGGGGGGAGGGAUCCCGACACCUGGGGUGCGAGGACGUCCCCAUGAGUCCCUCCCUGACAUCGGCUCCGCCCACGACGCCAGUGUUGGUCUCUGACCCGUGGGAUGAAGCCCUGAUCGUGUCUCUCCUCGCUGGUCUGCGCACUCCUCUGACCUCUCACCCCUCCCUGAGCACCUGGUCCUGCUGUGUCCCCUCCAUCAGCCCCAAACUCACUGUACAGAUGGGUGACACGAGCUUGCGUGUGGACAGCGUGGUGGGUCAGGGAGCGUUCGCCACUGUCUAUCAGGCCUCCACCCUGAACUCCGCCCACAGAGUCAUUCUGAAGGUACAGAAGCCCUCGAACCCGUGGGAGUUUUACAUCAACGGUGAGCUGGACAGUCGCGUGGAGCCGCGAGCGCGUCACCUGUACAACCGCCUGCACGCCGCUCACCUCUUCAGUAACGGCAGCGUGCUCCUGGGCGAGCUGCACACCUGCGGCACGCUGCUGAACGUGAUAAACGUGUAUAAGAGCCGCAGUGAGAAGGUGAUGCCGCCGCCCCUCGUGCUCUACUUUACCGUGUGUAUCCUCGACAUGGUGGAGCGCCUGCACGCCGCGCACGUCAUCCACGCCGACAUCAAACCCGACAACUUCAUGCUGGGAGACAGGUUCCUGGAGAACAAGGACCUGAGUGAGGAGAACCUGGAGCACGGUUUGGUUCUGAUUGAUUUUGGUCAGAGUAUCGAUAUGACUCUGUUCCCUGAUGGAGCUCAGUUCACAGCCCACUGCAUGACCUCGGGCUUCCAGUGCACAGAGAUGCUCAGCGGCCGCCCCUGGACAUAUCAGACGGAUUACUUCGGCGUGGCCGGCACUGUGUACUGCAUGCUCUUUGGCUCGUACAUGCAGGUGAGGAACGACGGAGGAGUGUGGAAGACCGGUGGAGUGUUUAAGAGGAACCCUCACAGUGAUCUCUGGCAGGAGUUCUUCCACGUGUUAUUAAAUGUUCCCGAUUGCAAUUCUUUGCCGAGUUUGCGUGCUCUACGUGAGCGAGUGAGCGCCGCCCUGCUGGAGAACUACAGCACCAAACUGCUCGGCCUCAAGAACCGUCUGGUCGUGCAGAUCCUCGAGUCCAGGAGCUCCCGCAGAUAGGGUUCUCCUUCACUCGGCUCCUAAGGAUUAUUGUUAAUGUGGAGCUCCUCCCCCACUCAUCCUAACGAUCUCCACCUUCUCUCACAGUUACUAGUUAGUGUUACUGUUGUUGUUGUCAUUAUUAAAGUCAAGCUGUAGAAGUCUUCUCUCAAAUAAAAGCAUUAUUACUCCUG